Molecule: messenger RNA, 1494 nt
Organism: Brassica oleracea var. oleracea
Lineage: Eukaryota; Viridiplantae; Streptophyta; Magnoliopsida; Brassicales; Brassicaceae
Exons: 3
Coding region: 1-1494 (497 amino acids)
Source: RefSeq, a predicted model, not a curated record
AUGGAUUCACAAGAAGAGGUUGAAUGGUGUGACAAAGAGAAGAGCAAUGGAAAUGGUGUUCGCUUUUCUUUGGUGGAUUUUGUGAAGGAGGAUGAUGAUUGCAGCUGGCGUGUUCGUGCAGAGGGCUUAACUGGUUCAUCUUAUUUUAUCAUCAAAAAGUAUGUAGCUCAUCAUUCAUGUUCUCCAUCCAGAAGGAACGGUUCUGUUCGGACAGCUUCAGCAAAAACAAUUGGUACUCUGAUUAUGCAUAUGUAUGAAACUGCUAAAGAAGGGCCGAGAUCUAAUGAUAUAGUCCAGUAUAUGCGUUCAGAACAUGGAGUUGAGAUAUCCUAUUCUUUGGCAUGGGAUGCACGUGAGUAUGCAAUCAACAAAGUGAAAGGCCUUCCAGAGGAAGGCUAUGAAAAAAUUCCCAAAUACUUGCACAUGAUGAGGGAAGCUAAUCUAGGGUCACACACGUCUUAUGAAAGGGAUUCUAAAGGGAGAUUCAGAUUCCUCUUCAUCUCCUUUGGUCAGAGUCUUCGCGGUUUCUAUGCUGCAAUUCGGAAAGUUAUUGUUGUGGAUGGGACGUUCUUGAAGAGCAAAUACAAAGGAGUAUUACUGGUUGCUACUGCAUUAGAUGGAAACUCGAAUUUAUAUCCUAUUGCAUUUGGAGUUGUCGACUCAGAGAAUGACCUCGUGUGGAACUGGUUUAUGAGACAACUUAAUGUGGUAAUUGCUGACGAGCAUAGUUUAGCUUUUGUGUCUGAUAGGAAUUACUCAAUUGCUAAAGCUAUUGCUAACGUGUACCCGCAAUCUCAUCACAGAAUUUGCAUUCACCAGUUGCUGAAUAAUGUUGUAACAUAUUUUAGUGGGAAAUGUGUGGCUGGUUUGGUUGCAAAGGCUUCUAAAGCUUAUCGAGCUGCUGAUUUUUGUAAGUUGUUCACUGCUAUUUACUCUAUUAGUCCUGAAAUUGGAAAUUAUCUCAUAGAAGCCGAUAUGAGGAAGUGGGCUCGUUGUCAAUUCCCGGGUUACAGGUAUGAUAUCAACACCACUAACCCUGCGGAGUCGAUAAAUUCUGCUUUGCGUACGCCUAGAGAGUUUCCAGUAAUACCUCUAUUGGACAACAUUAGGAAAAUGAUGACUCGAUGGUUUUUUCAACGUAGAACUUUAAGUUCUAAGCACUCGAAGCCACUGACCAUUACUGUGGAGAAGAAGAUUGACAGAAGGAUUGAGAAGGGUAAAAAGUUUAAGACGCACGUGUUCUUGUGGGAGUUUGAUCUGAUGAAAAUCCCAUGCAAGCACGCCAUAAAAGCAGGCUUCAGUGUUGGAAUACAAGCACACACACUCACAGACGACAUAUACACUACUGCGUCAUGGCACACGACUUAUGAAGAAAGCAUAAAUCCUAUUGGUGUCCCUGAAGAUGCUUGGACUGUUCCAUCUCAUGUGGAGCAGACGAAAGUCCUUCCUCCAGAGUCUAGACGAGCUGCAGGUAGAAGAAAGAAACGCAGAUAA